Messenger RNA from Pararge aegeria (speckled wood butterfly), 1498 nucleotides. RefSeq lists its product as uncharacterized. The transcript has 2 exons. The record is from RefSeq and is a predicted model, not a curated record. The coding region runs from base 232 to 1449 and encodes 405 amino acids. Lineage: Eukaryota; Metazoa; Arthropoda; Insecta; Lepidoptera; Nymphalidae.
AUAUAAUAGUUGAUUAUUUUAUUUAAAUACAGCUUUUGUCGCAAUGCAAUAAGGUUCUGAUAAAGAUAUAUGAUGAAAAGCCUCUAACUAUACUAUACUAACUUGUCAAAGAUAAGUUUAUAUUACAAGACUUAUUUGUUUAAGAGGCAGAGUAAUAUAUAAUAAUCAUUAAGUAAGCUUAAGGAGAACUAAUUACACAUGUCGUUUUAAUUCCGAACAGUGUAAAAUACAAUGGAACUUUUCAGUGAAGAUGAUAUAAACUUUAUUUUAGAACAAUGUACAAAAUCAAAAAGUUUGAAUUGGCAUAUUACUGAAUAUUCGAAUACUCUCGUAGGCUAUUUGGGAGAACAUUUAAGUUUAAUUGUCGACACUGAUAUAGGAAGAAAUUUUUUUUUUGUGAAAUGUGUGCCGAGAUUCGACCAAUGGAAGGCAAAUUACUUAAGAGAGACCUCCUUUUUUGACAAGGAGUAUAUAAUGUUAAGUACAUUAUUCAAAAAAUUUCGAGAUAAUGAUGGUUUGAGGAUAUGGCGCCCUAAACUAUUAUAUAUUAGAAAAGAUUUGUUUGUUUUUGAAGACGUUACACAAUUGGAUUAUACGAUGCCGAGUAACACCAGUACGUUAUCUUACGACGAGAUUAUGGCAACAGUGGCUUCUUUGGCCAGAUUUCACGCACAAUCUUACAUUCACGAAGAAGAACAAAGCAUGUUAUUGUGUAGACCGUAUAGUUUAUGGGACGACUACGCCGAGUAUCUAUCUGAGCCGGCAAAGGGUGUCGCAUGGCGUGAGACGGGAAUGAGAGCUGCGAUUGACUUUCUCAAGGUCUAUUCAGAGUUUCGGUCGAAAAAUGAUUUUGUUAAAUUAAUCGAAGAUAGAAUUCCUGAGUUAUUUAGUAUUGCUGAUGAUCUUAUGAAACCCAGCACGAAGUACAGAAAUGCUGUUGUUCAUAGAGAUGUCUGGUCCAAUAACAUUUUUUUCAAAAAGCUAGAAAAUGGCAAUACGCAUGCGCUGAUAGUCGACUAUCAAACAGUUUUGUACUGCGUACCUACGAUCGACUUAUCUUCGAUGAUAUAUUUUAAUACUACAAAAAAAUUUAGACUUGAAAAUACAAAUAGAAUGAUUGAUUACUACUAUGAAGUCCUAAGUGACGAAUUGGAAUUAGAAAAUAUAGAUAAAACAUCAAUUAUAAAUAAAUGUGACUUUGUUAAAUCGUACACGGAAAGCCUUGUGUUUGCAAUGACUCAAGCUGCUUUGAUAGUUCCUAUAAUCGCUAUGAGUGCAGAUAAGAGAAAAGAAGUUUUUGAAAAUCCUGAGAUAUGUGCUAAAAUAAACGAAGUUUCCCGGAGCCAGGAAUUUAUAGAGAUAGCAAAAGAAAGUAAAACAUACAGAAUUCGAGUAAUUGAACUCCUGGACUACUUAGUGGAAACAUUUCUGAUCAACAAUAAACAGUAACACAUAGUAUUGUUAUCUACAGAUUUUAAGUAAAUAUUGUCAGAACAUC